Messenger RNA from Haliotis rubra (blacklip abalone), 1188 nucleotides. RefSeq names its product extensin-like. NCBI's taxonomy places the organism in Eukaryota, Metazoa, Mollusca, Gastropoda, Lepetellida, Haliotidae. The record is from RefSeq and is a predicted model, not a curated record. The coding region runs from base 1 to 1188 and encodes 395 amino acids. The transcript is spliced from 3 exons.
AUGUCACCUGGACCAUCCCGCUAUUCCUCCCUACCAUUCCGCCUGUCACCCACAGCUCACCAACUUCACAUCCCAGCAGUCUUAUCACUGAAUCCUCCCAUACCAGCCACCACACCAGUCAACCCUUCACCACAGUCAAAUCCUCACCACACCAGUCAAACCCUCACCACACCAGUCAAACCCUCACCACAUCAGUCAAACACUCACCACAUCAGUCAAACCCUCACCAGUCAGCCCUUCAGCCACACCAGUCAGCCCUUCACCACACCAGUCAAGCCUCACCACACCGGUCAAACACUCACCACAUCAGUCAACCCCUCACCACACCACAGUCAGCCCUUUCACCACAUCAGUCAGCCCUUUCCCACAUCAGUCAAACCCUCACCACACCAGUCAAACCUCACCACACCAGUCAAACCUCACCACACCGGUCAAACACUCACCGCAUCAGUCAAACCACACCACACCAGUCAACCCUUUCCCACAUCAGUCAACCCUGUCCCACAUCAGUCAAACCCUCACCACACCAGUCAACCCUUCACCACACCAAUCAAACCCUCACCACACCAGUCAAACCCUCACAUACACCAGUCAAACCCUCCCACCACACCAGUCAACCCUCACCACACCAGUCAACCCCUCACCCACAUCCAGUCAAAGCCCUCACCACACCAGUCAAACCCUCACCACACCAGUCAAACUCACCCCGUCAAACCCAAACCCUCACCACACCAGUCAACCCCUCACCACACCAGUCAACCCCUCACCACAUCAGUCAAACCCUCACCACACCAGUCAAACCCUCACCACACCAGUCAACCCCUCACAACACCAGUCAAACCCUCACCACACCAGUCAAACCCUCCCCCAAGAUAUCCUCAACCAUUCUUCAUAAAUGUCACCCAAAGAAUCCUAACAGUUGGGCUGCCAUUCUCAACUGCAUGUGGGCGGAAGGAGGUGACAGGACCACAAUCAACCAAAUGGUUCCUUUCUCCAGGACCACGAUCCCCUGAAUGGUUCCUUUCUACAAGACCCCAGUCCCCUGAAUAUUCUUUUCUCCAAGAUCCCGAUCGCCUGAAUGGUUCCUCUCUCCAGGUCCCUGUGCCUGGAAUGGUUCCUGUCUACGGAACAGCUCUCUCCUCCUUGAAGGAGAGGACAGGUGUACGCAAGUCAAAGCAGCCAAUGUGA